Messenger RNA from Malania oleifera, 1986 nucleotides. Its product is annotated as protein Brevis radix-like 4. The transcript is spliced from 6 exons. Bases 426 to 1580 code for a protein of 384 amino acids. Lineage: Eukaryota; Viridiplantae; Streptophyta; Magnoliopsida; Santalales; Ximeniaceae. The record is from RefSeq and is a predicted model, not a curated record.
UGGCAAUAAAGAAGUUUUCCUGGUAAAAUUUUUUUCCAGGAAAGAAAAUGCGAGAAAAAGUGCGGAGCAUUUUCUUACUCCUCCUCCUCCUCCCGCUCGCCGCUUGCUCCCUUGCUUCUCGUCAGAAUUCUCGCCAUCACCACCACUACCACAUCCACAGUCUCUUAACUGUUCGCAUUUAAAUUCGCUGUACUGCUUUUGUUUCGUAAUUGUAAUUAGCAGGAAUCUCUGAUCGCGCAGUUUAUGGCAUUUAAAUAUCUGAGCACGAGCAGUGGUAUUGUGUCGUUAUCUGCGCUUUGAAACUGAACCAGCUGAUCUUGAGAUUUCAGAGGUCAGGUAUCAUCUCCUAGUAAACUCGCAAUCUAAUCAGCUACCCAACACCGAACUAGUUUCCAAGACAUCGCGGCUGAGAGAAGUGAAGAAGAAUGCUGACUUGCAUAGCUCGUUCGAAGCAACUCAGCGAUGAUUCGCCGAAACAACAAGAAGAAUCUGGAGGUGGCACAUCCAACACCAAGCACCAGUCAAUCAAAGCCCUCACUUCUCAGAUCAAAGACAUGGCGCUGAAGGCUUCAGGGGCAUAUAGGCACUGCGCACCGUGCACGGGCUCGUCGGGUCGGGUCCAGCAAAAGGAAUACGCCGGUUUGGGUUCAGCGUCGUCGGGUCGGGUCCAGCACAAGGAAUACGCCGGAUUGGGUUCAGUGUCGUCGGGUUCAGACUGGACGUCAGAAAGGUUCCGGUGGUCUUACCGGCGCACGGGGAGCUCGAACUCGGCGGCGACGGCGAGGCUGAAGGGGCUGUCAAGCGGGGAAGGGACGCCAAGCUCGGCAAGCAGCCGGCGGGACCCGAUCGUGUUCGUGGAGGAGAACGAGCCCAAGGAGUGGGUCGCGCAGGUGGAGCCUGGCGUCCUCAUCACCUUCGUCUCCCUCCCUGGGGGCGGAAACGAUCUCAAGCGUAUACGGUUCAGUCGGGAAGCGUAUAACAAGUGGCAAGCUCAAAGGUGGUGGGCAGAGAAUUAUGACAGGGUCAUGGAACUCUACAAUGUUCAAAGGUACAACCGCCAAGUUUUUCCACUUCCCACCCCGCCAAGAUCUGAAGAUGAGAGCUCGAAAAUUGAAUCUGCUGAAGAUAGUCCCGUGACACCCCCAUUGAGUAAAGAACGUCUACCUCGGAAUUUAUACCGCCCAACAGGAAUGGGCAUGGGCUAUUCAUCCUCAGAUUCACUUGACCACCACCCUAUGCAAUCACGCCAUUAUCGUGACUCAUGUGGUCUCACCUCAACCCCAAAAGUCUCUAGCAUAAGUGGGGCCAAGACAGAAACAUCCUCAAUGGAUGCCUCUAUAAGAACUAGCUCAUCGAGGGAGGCAGAUCGUUCUGAAGAGCUAUCCAUCAGUAAUGCCAGUGAUCUGGAGACAGAAUGGGUCGAGCAGGAUGAGCCAGGAGUUUACAUUACUAUCAGAGCAUAUCCAAAUGGCACAAGGGAGCUUAGAAGGGUCAGAUUUAGUCGGGAAAAGUUCGGAGAGAUGCAUGCCAGGGUUUGGUGGGAGGAGAACAGAGCCAGAAUACAUGAACAAUACUUAUGAUUGGGCAGAUUAAAUGGCUGCAGGUGCUGUGAUGGUUUGCUGAUUGUGGUGGUGACUUUCCUGAGUGUUUCUAAGUUCUGCUGUAGUAGUUGAGUCAAAUAUGCUCUAUAAUAUCUAGCUAUAAGAAGAGGCAAAUGAAAAGAAACAAGAGAAAAAAAGAGAAGCUACCCGCACUUUGCAAGUGCAGGAGCAAAUCAAUUAUGUGAUCACCUGGUUUUUUCCUCUUUAUAUUUUGGGGGGGCUGAGAUAUGCGGUUUGCCAAUUUGUUAAACCGCUCGUAAGAAGUAUAUUAUGUAUUUCAGCAUAUACUGAAACAUAUCCUUGUGGGACUUGAUACUUUUUUCCUUCGAUAACUUCAUUUUUAUGAUUCGCAAUGGAAGAGCAUGGCUGUGUAUUUGGGGUUUAA